UCCGCUUUCGUGUCUCGGAAGCUCGCGUGGAUCGAUAGCUUGUCCGUGUCCGUCGGAUCGUACGGCCAGAAGUUUCCUAACGGCCGGUGAGAUGCACGAGACGAAACUUCUCGCCUACAACGCUCUCGUCAUCGGCUAAAAAAAAAAAAUUUGCGACCUCUGCGUCUUGGUAUCUUCUCGCUACCCCCUCCUCUCAGUACCGCAGGAUCCUCCCCAUUGGACAUUCCAGAUUCGUCCACGUCAGCACUGUCAUCUCGCUUCUCCUGUUAUUUAUGGGGCUGGUGGGUUAGGGUUUUCACUCCUCCUUCCGCGGGCUCAUACAGAUUUUCUUUUUUCUUUUUCUGUCCAUAUAAGAAAGAUUGAUGAUCCAGUAGUUUGAUGGCGAUCGUAAAGAACGAAAACUCGAAGGAUUCUAGAUCAGACGGCGAUAUUUCUUCUGCGAGUGGAGACACUCUUUCAAGUGAUGAUGACAGUGAGGUUCAAACUCCAAGUUCCGUUUCAAUUUCUGAUGAUGAUGGUUUUCAUGUUGUUGAUGAUGAUGAUGCGGACUCUGGGGCGGGUUCGGACGACUUUGAUUUGUCGGAAUUGGGUGAUAUUGGGGCUGAAUUUUGUCUGAUAGGAAACUGGAACUGUUCAGUUCCUUUCGAGCUCUAUGACCUUCCAGAUUUGAGUGGCGUACUUUCUCUGGACACCUGGAAUAAUUGCCUCAGUGAGGACGAGCGUUUUAGCUUGGCAGAGUACCUCCCAGACAUGGACCAAGAGACAUUCAUGCACACCUUGAAAGAGCUCUUCGCAGGCCAUAACUUCCACUUUGGGAACCCCAUUGCUGACCUCUUCAAUCGUCUCAAGGGAGGCCUCUGUGAACCGAGAGUCGCUCUCUAUCGACAGGGUUUGAAUUUCUUCGAGAAGCGCAAUCACUACCACCUCUUACGCAAGUAUCACAACUCUAUGGUGCGUACUCUCGUCCACAUAAGGGAUGCUUGGGCGAAGUGUGCAGGUUGCGGGAUUGAGGAGAGGCUCCAUAUUCUGGAUAUAGCGAGAAGCCACUGUAGGGUUUCGAUGCAUGGAAAUGAUGAUGGGUUGGGAUCUGAGUCGGAGUCAUCAUUGAGGGAGGAAUAUGACAAGCGGUUUCUGGCUAAAGGCACAAAUCUGAGUAACCGUGCUUCAUAUACCGUAAGACCGUCAUUGGAUGUGUUGUCUCAAGAAAUGGUUAUGACUUUGGCGCCUACCACAAAUGGGAAACAGAACCUGAAGGGGAUUUUGAAGAUCACCACGCCAGAGGCUUCUACAAAGAAGGGUCAUCUGGCGGGUCUCCUUCCUUCUUCUGCUAAUCAUGGCUUGGGGAUGAUGAAAUACAGGCCGUCUGCUUCACCAUUAAACCCUCAAGCUUUUGGGUAUGAUUCAGGAUCUGCUCACCGGGCCUGGAAUCAGAUGACAGCUGAUGUUGAUGACAGAGAAUAUGCUUAUGAAAUUGAUUCGCAGAAAAAUAGGAAUCUGGCACGAGGCAGUAAGUGCAGUACAGUGGAUAAGGUUAGAUCACUAAUGCAGGGAAAGAAAGAUGCCUUUUUGAAGAAAUAUGACACAGAUGCUUGCAUUGGACUGGGACAAGAAGACAGUGAAUGUUACAUUGGGUUGCCUUUACCGGUAAAAAAAGAGAAUUUGCAUCGUUAUGGUAGAAACAGGAAUGUCAAACAGGUGGUCGACGUUGAAAUAUUGAUAGGUAAACCGAUUUGCAAGAGAUCUCAUGAUUAUUCUUCCCGUGAUGCUGGGAAAAGGGCCAAGCAUCCUGAGAAACCUGGGAGGUCCUUGGUUGAUGAUGGGAUGGAUCCUGCAAAAGGUAGGGAUCGGCAGGUGUUUGUGGAAGAAACUCAAGCUGACUGGUUAGCUGGAAGUCAACCAUUUCGGAACAGACAAGCACAUCAAGAUGACUUCUCCAUGGAUCAUCCCGUUAGAUUCGAUGAGUCGAAUUCUAGAAGCAAGAAACAGAAGACUGGAGGGGAGUUCCAAACUGGUGAGAAAAAUGCGGUCCGAUCUUAUGGAACUAUUUCACGCCAGGCUGAUCAUCAUCAUAGGAUCAAAGCAUUACAUGAGACCAAUAGAAGAAUAUCCGCGCAAAAUGGAGGAAUGGAUGAGGAAGACUGUAAAGGCAUUGGCAUGUUCUCCCGAAUUGAAGAAACAGAGUCAGAUUCAUCCAAAGAGGUUGAUGAAGAUGAAGAUCUCAAUCCUACUAGCUAUCCAAGUGGCACCUUUGAGGGUGGUCGAUCUGCCUAUGUCAAAUCAGCUGAUGAUCCUGAACUGCUGAAUAAACUAAUGAGGAGUGAUAAAAAAAAUUAUGACCAACUUUUUGAUGGGGUCACACGCUCUUCCGAAGAAGUGGGUAAUCUUGACGAGCGGUUUCCUUUAAAAGGAACACGGAGCGGUAAGUUAACUGAGCUCAGUUACCAGUCUCACUAUUCUAAUGUACAUCUGGAGGGAAAAAAAUUCACCACUUCCUCUAAGUUAGUAGAUGAUCGAAAACGAAUUAAUAAGUCAGUGCAGAAUGGCCAAAUGCAUGAUGAUCAUGGUAGAAGGUCAAAUGUACCAUUUGUGAAGGUCCAUUCUGCAGAGAAAAGGCGGAAAGGGAAGGAUGACCUGGACUAUUCUAUGCGUCUUUCAGAUUACAUGGACAAGUACACCCGUGGAGUUCUGGAGGAGGAUGAUUUGCAUGUGAUGCCAAAUGUUAAUGAACAGGCACGGACUCAUAAAUCAGGGAAGAAAGGUAAAAAAACCAAAGCUUAUCUAGCUGAGGCUGAUGCUCAUGAAAAGUCAAGCAUGCCGUUAUUAGGAUGCAACUCAAUAACACGGAAGCAGAAGGGGAAGGUUGAUUUUAUGCAUUUAGAUGGGCCAGAUAAGUCCAGUUAUCCACAGCCUGUUUCACAGCAGCCCAUUGGUGACCCCAAUUUCAUGAAGAAACAGAGCAAAAAGAAAUUGGAUGCUGAAAGCAGAUCUUUGACAGUGGUAACUUCUAAUUCGAUUAUUUCAGAAAGGGCAAUGGCGGACAGAGAGCCAGAAACAAAGCUGCCAAAGAAGCCCUUUACUUUGAUAACACCAUCUGUUCACACUGGAUUUUCAUUCUCAAUCGUACAUCUUCUUUCAGCUGUUCGAAGGGCAAUGAUAACUUCGAAUGCAGAUGAUACCACUGAGGUAAACAGGGAUUUCGAGAAGAGCAAAGGUGGGGAGUUCCCUUCUAAUGAGAAUUUGGAUGUUAAUUAUCCAGAAUACACAGGACAAAAGAAUUUGCCUUCUCUUACUGUUCAAGAAAUUGUCAAUCGUGUGAGAUCGAACCCGGGAGAUCCUUGCAUUCUCGAAACACAGGAACCCCUUCAGGAUUUGGUCAGAGGAGUUCUAAAGAUAUUUUUGUCUAAAACAGCACCUUUAGGAGCAAAGGCUUGGAAGGCGCUUGUAUGCUAUGAAAAGUCUACUAAAAGUUGGUCCUGGAUUGGUCCAGUUUCUUCUAGUUCAUUGGAUCGUGACAUGGUUGAAGAGGAAACAUCUUCUGAUGCUUGGGGUGUUCCUCACAAGAUGCUUGUGAAAUUGGUUGAUGCGUUUGCUAAUUGGCUAAAAAGUGGUCAAGAGACCCUUCAGCAAAUAGGAAGCCUUCCAGCACCGCCCCCAAUGUUGCCCAAUGUGGACGAGAAGGAAAGAUUUAAGGAUCUAAGAGCUCAGAAGAGUCUCAACACUAUCAGCCCGAGUUCUGAUGAAAUGAGGGCGUAUUUUCGCCGUGAAGAAGUUCUAAGAUAUUCAAUUCCUGACAGGGCCUUUUCUUAUACUGCUGCUGAUGGUAGAAAAUCUAUAGUUGCUCCAUUGAGAAGAUGUAGUGCCAAAGCUCGAGAACAUUUUAUGCUUAAGCCUGAUCGACCACCGCAUGUUACAAUCCUCUGUCUUGUAAGGGAUGCAGCAGCCAGGUUGCCUGGAAGUAUUGGCACCAGAGCAGAUGUCUGCACCCUGAUAAGAGACUCCCAGUAUAUUGUGGAAGAUGUAUCUGAUGCUCAAAUUAACCAGGUAGUCAGUGGGGCUCUUGACCGUUUGCAUUAUGAACGUGAUCCUUGUGUACAGUUUGAUGGCGACAGAAAGUUGUGGGUUUAUUUGCACCGAGAUAGAGAAGAAGAAGAUUUUGAAGAUGAUGGAACCUCAUCUACAAAGAAAUGGAAAAGGCCUAGGAAAGGCACUGCAGGAAGCUCUGACUUAGGAACCAUAAAUGAUGUGGGCUGUCAAGGGACUGGAGAUCAAGUUGCAGGUGGUCCAGCCAUUGGAUAUGACUUUAGAUCUGAUUUAAAUAUUGAAUCAUCAUCCAUGUAUGCAGAGGGGAAGAAAGAACUUGCAGAUCGUGAUUUGAAGGCAAAUAUGGUGGACAACAUUGGGCCAUUCAUUGAUUCGGCACAAAGCAGAAUUGGUCAGGGUCAUCCCAUGGGUUGGGAGGUCCUUGAUUUGAAUCCCAUGCGAGAGAACAAAAUGCUGGGUCAGGAAAGUUUCAGAAAUGAAGAUUUUGAUGAUGAGCAGUCAGCAGGGAAAGGCCAGUUGGGUGUGAUAGCUCAAAGUUCAAUGCGGAGAAUGGAUGAUACAUGACAGGGGCCCAUCCCAUCAUGUCCCCCCCCCCCCCCGCCCCCACUUUUUUUUUUUUUGUUUUUUGUUUUUUGUUUUUGUUUUGUUUUGGGAUUGGUCAAGGUAUCCUUUAAUAUCAUAUAUCUUUUAAGCUUUCUCAUUUUUUUGGUAGUUGGUUUAGGCAGACUGAAACCAGUAUGUCUGAAUGUCUCAAGCCCGGGUCUCCCCUCCGGUAGGGGGUGUGCAGUGCUGUGCACUAACCAGCUCAACUAAAGAGCAGGAUGCUUAGCUCAAGUUCAUUGUUGUCUCGGGUUUGCUAUCCCGAUUUCUGAGGAUAGUAAUCAGUUGAUGCAUAUGCUUUUUUUUUUUUUUUCUUGUUACAACUAUUAAUUAACUUUACCUUUUCAUUUAUUUCUAUUUCACACAUGGCUAAUGUUCAACAA
Molecule: messenger RNA, 5024 nt
Organism: Magnolia sinica
Lineage: Eukaryota; Viridiplantae; Streptophyta; Magnoliopsida; Magnoliales; Magnoliaceae
Exons: 2
Coding region: 379-4605 (1408 amino acids)
Cellular component (GO): Ino80 complex
Source: RefSeq, a predicted model, not a curated record